Phoenix dactylifera (date palm) is the source of this 1946-nucleotide messenger RNA. Its product is annotated as elongation factor Ts, mitochondrial-like. Gene Ontology annotation, biological process: mitochondrial translational elongation. The record is from RefSeq and is a predicted model, not a curated record. NCBI's taxonomy places the organism in Eukaryota, Viridiplantae, Streptophyta, Magnoliopsida, Arecales, Arecaceae. Gene Ontology annotation, molecular function: translation elongation factor activity; protein binding.
UGGACCUUCCAAGGUCAGGCCGACGUUAAGCUAAAACCCUGGCGCCGAAGCCCUCCCUCGCUCCCACCGCCGCGCACGGCGGAGUUUGAGAAGGUCCGUCCCCUUGGAUUCGAGAUAGCGCCUUUCCUCAGAGCACGAUAUUAGAGUUCAAGCAUGGCUCUUUCUUGGGCCGCCAAAUUAUCAAAAGGAAUUCUACUCAAGGAACUGGGCAUUCAUAGGCAGCCCCGAUAUGGAGAAUUUGGCAACCCAAAUUCUCUGAGCUUGAUGCUUCUAAGAAGUUUUAGCAUGGAAGUUUCAGCUUCGGAGCAGAUGAAUCUUAUUAGACAGCUGAGGGAAAGGACGAGCGCACCCAUAAAAGAUGUCAAAGCUACCCUUGUUGGUUGCAACUGGGAUAUUGAGGCUGCACAGAAGGACCUGAGAAAAAGAGGAGUGGUGCUUGCAUCAAAGAAGUCAUCACGGACUGCUGCUGAGGGUUUACUUGCAGUGGCACAGAAUGGCAAAAAGGCUGUUGUAGUUGAACUUAACUGUGAGACAGAUUUUGUGGCAAGGAAUGAGAUAUUUCAAUUCCUGGCUUCAUCUUUGGCAAGGGUAGCCCUAUCAGCUGUAAGUCCUGUGCAGCAAAUUCAAGAAGCUUUUCCUUUUGGCUCUGAGUACUUGGAGAACAUCAAGAUUAAUUUAGAUCAUCCAAAAAUUUGUGGAGAAACAACAGUGCAAAGUGCAGUUACAGAAGUUGCUGCCAUGGUUGGGGAGAAUGUAAAGCUCAGAAGAGGGUUUGCAUUGUCCACAUCCUCUCAUGGUGUUAUCUCCUCUUACCUUCAUACAAGUCCCCAACCAGGACUGGGCCGUAUUGCUGGAUUGCUUACUUUAGAGGUUGAAGAUGAAAAUGCUUCAUUGGAUGCUCUUCAGCGCAUUGGUUCAUCACUGGCGAUGCACAUAGUGGCAUCAAAGCCCUUGUUUUUAUCAAAGGAACUUGUUUCUUCUGAAGCAAUAGAAAGUGAGCGUGACAUACUAAAAUCUCAGGCGGAAAGUUCAGGGAAGUCUCAGAUGGCCAUUGAAAAGAUGGUGGAAGGCCGUAUGAGGAAAUACUUUGAAGAAGUGGUGUUAUUGGAGCAGAAGUUUGUUAUGAAUGACAGUGUUAAUGUCAAGUCACUGCUGAAUGAUUUAUCAAAAGAAGUGGGCUCAUCUGUAAAGAUUGGCAAUUUCCUCAGAAUGGAAGUUGGAGAAGGAAUUCAGAGAUAUAUAACACAUUGGUCCCCCAUAUUUGUCCACAAGUUGAAGCAUAGUUUUUAUUGCAAUGAGGUUGCUGGUGCUGUCCAGAAUUUGAAGCUUGAGUUGCAUUCAGUUGAUGAAGUUAGGUUUGAAUUGCAGGCUUGAAGCUGCGUAGGCCUCUGAUGCUGUGGCUCGAGCUGCAUAAUAUCCUAUCAAGAUCUUGAUGAGCAUCAUACCACAAGGAAACAUUGUGAUCUGAACUUCCCCAUGUCGGCGGAACUAAGAAGUCUCCUUCAUGUGUGUAAGAUUAGAAUAAAUUUUCCCAUCUGGUUGUUUCUAAGCUAUUCAUGUAAGUUUGUGUUUGUUUUUUAUUUGAUCACUGAUAUCACUUAAGAUAGAGUAAUUGCAUCAAAUUUACUAUUGGAUGCUUUUUUUCUUUAUUGAAUAGUGACUAAUGAAUUUCUGACUGACACAUUUUUGUAAUGUAAGCAUGGCAUGCUAGCAAUAGAAUGUGAUCGCGCCUUUGUAGCUGGCAAGUUGGCUCUGCAUCAUUCUUCGGGCAUGCAGCCAUGAUUCUUUUGCAGGAUAAUCAGUUGAGGCUCGGUAUCAUGUUCGGUAACAAGAGCCUAGAAAGGUGCAUGCAUUUGUUAAGCUUCCAUGGUAAUAACUUUAUUGUUUUAAACGAUACAAGAUUUAGCUUUAUCCAUUAAUAUCUUGCACGGUAUGGUUGUCUCUCA